UCCCUCCUCACAUCCAUCCACGCUCCUUUCUCCGCUGCUGGAUGGUGCGUAAAGAGCGCAGGACGGUUCCGGGGCUUCCCUCUGAUGGAGACGGACUGAAGAGAGUCCAGAUCCGCCAGGAAGGAUCCCGCAGGACGGAAUCUGCCGCUGCCGACACGGAUCCGGAUCUGGAUCGGACCCUGAGCCCAAAGCAGAGGAAGGAGACAAGGAGAUUCCACAUCCUUUGGAAGUCUCCUGCCGUUGGUUCUCAGUGCCUGACUGUCUCCUGGUUUGGUGUUUAAAAUGUUCACUCCGAGUGUAGAGCCUCCAGAAUCCUAAGAGUGCGUAGUGCAUGUGUGAGCGUGCGUGUCUGUGUGUACGUUUGAAGCCACGGUGCAAGGAUGGGCUCGGUGGGAGCAGAGCGCCGCAGGCCCACGCCAGCCCAGACACCAGAGGAGAGGGAUGUGUGGAGAGAAGGCGGAAGAGCGGGAUGGAGAGAUGUUGGAAGGGAAGGAUGGAGAGAGGGAAGAGAGAGUGGGGUGGUGCAAAGCUACAGUUUCGAUUCCUAUCAGUUGGAAGAGGAGGAGCUCAGUAAAGAUGCCCCGGAGCGAGGAGUGCUGGCUCUGUCUGAACCUGACUUUGAGGAGCCGAUCCCUGACGACCGUUACCAUGGCAUCUACUUUGCAAUGCUGUUGGCUGGAGUGGGCUUCCUGCUGCCCUACAACAGUUUCAUCACUGAGGUGGACUACCUGCACCACAAGUUUGAAGGGACAUCAAUAGUUUUUGACAUGAGUCUGACGUACAUCCUGGUGGCUCUGUUGGCUGUCAUCCUCAACAACGUGCUGGUGGAGAGACUCAGCAUGCACACCAGGAUCACUGCGGGUUAUAUUUUAGCUUUGGGUCCGCUGGUCUUCAUCACUGUGUUUGACGUGUGGCUGCAGAAGUUCUCCACCAAGCAGGCUUACAUUUUCAACCUGGUCUCGGUGGGAGUAGUAGCAUUUGGAUGUACAGUGCAGCAGUCCAGUUUCUAUGGUUACAUGGGGAUGCUGCCCAAGAGGUACACACAGGGGGUGAUGACCGGAGAGAGUACAGCCGGAGUGAUCAUCUCUCUGUCACGCAUCUUCACCAAGCUGCUGAUCAAGGAUGAGAGGAGGAACACACUUAUCUUCUUCCUGGUCUCCAUCGGCAUAGAGAUGCUUUGCUUUCUGCUCCACCUGGUGGUCCGCCGCUCCCGCUUCGUCUGUUAUUACACAAACCACUCCCAGGCUAAAGGUCAGGGCAAAGUUCAUGACCCCCGUGACAAUGGGACUGGAUACAGGGUUCACCAUGAUGUCACUGCAGAGGAAGGUAAUGGUGUUACGGCAGCGGCAUCUACUGAAGGCAUCAAUGAGGACUUUGUUGGUGGAACAUAUGUGCGAUUCGAUGCCCCAAAAACCAAGAUAAGGAGGAGCUGGCCUGGCAUCCGAGACAUGAUCUUGCAUCGGUACGUGGUAUCCCGUGUGAUCUGGGCCCACAUGCUGUCUAUAGCGGUGACCUACAGCAUCACUCUGUGCCUGUUCCCCGGGUUGGAGUCUGAAAUACGAAAUGUCACUUUAGGAGAGUGGCUGCCCAUCCUCAUCAUGGCCACCUUCAACAUGUCAGACUUUGUUGGCAAGAUCCUGGCAGCGCUGCCGUAUGACUGGUCCGGAGGCCGUCUACUCUUCUUCUCUUGUCUCAGGGUCAUCUUCAUCCCUCUAUUUGUCAUGUGUGUUUACCCGGCCAAUGCACCCACCCUGUCCCACCCCGCCUGGCCGUGUCUCUUCUCCCUCCUCAUGGGAGUCACCAACGGCUACUUUGGGUCGGUGCCAAUGAUACAGGCGGCUGGCAAAGUGCCGCCCGAACAGAGGGAGCUGGCAGGUAACACGAUGACGGUCUCCUAUAUGACGGGUUUGAUGUUGGGUUCCAUUGUGGCGUAUGCAGCUUACAGCUUCACUGCUCCGGGAUCAGGAAGGCGCUUCCCCACGCCAUACAUGCACAUGACUGCCAACACCACAGGGUACUGAAUGUAAAACACACACACACACACACACACACACACACACACACACACACACACACA
Messenger RNA from Thalassophryne amazonica, 2077 nucleotides. It is a transcript of the gene slc29a4, whose product is annotated as solute carrier family 29 member 4. The coding region runs from base 381 to 2021 and encodes 546 amino acids. Gene Ontology annotation, cellular component: plasma membrane. The transcript has 11 exons. Lineage: Eukaryota; Metazoa; Chordata; Actinopteri; Batrachoidiformes; Batrachoididae. Gene Ontology annotation, molecular function: monoamine transmembrane transporter activity; nucleoside transmembrane transporter activity. The record is from RefSeq and is a predicted model, not a curated record. Gene Ontology annotation, biological process: nucleoside transmembrane transport.